This is a messenger RNA of Vitrella brassicaformis, 2376 nucleotides long. Lineage: Eukaryota; Vitrellaceae. The record is from the annotation of a GenBank genome assembly.
AUGCAGACCCACAUUGCUUUGCAGAACAAUGCGCUUGCUGUGCAAGACAGUCAAAGUCAAUGCCGGUCAACAAGCCUCGAUCUUCGAUCCUCCGUACACAGAUAUCAUACACAUUCAUGCAGACGUUUGAUCGAAGCUCACACAUAUUGAAAAAUGACGAGCACAGUGCGGCACUCGAGGAGGGAUCUAGGGGGAUUCGGAUAGACAGGGAGGUUCAGACUGAUGUGAGCGUGCAGAUACGGUGUGCUGGAUGGAUCGAAUAACAGUCAAUCGAAUCUGCACGCUAUAUUCAGACAGAGUCAGUCGAUCACACUCAAGGCACAUUCACGAUUCACUCUCAUCAUUCAAUGUCCAUGUCAUUCUCGCCCUGCACCGCGCUCGACAACUCUCGGCGAACCUCAGGAGUGAUCUGACAGACAACAGGCAUCGUGCAACACUCCAACGACGACACUUUCAAUGAUGUCAUCUUCACUCGCCGGACCUGAUAGUGUGUGUGUGCCCGCAUCACUUGCUUGAGCUUCUCACGGUGGUGGUCCUCCAACUCACCUGUCGCACACAGAGCCAACACUUCCACACACACACACACACACUCUCACACAGUUUGGCUUCUCCCAUGUUUGUCGUAGCUCACAUUUGUAUCUCUGCGCGAAGACGAGAAGCGAUCUGUGCCACAGCACGGGGAGGGUGCGAGUGUCGCCGACGAAGGAAUGGAAGUGGUCCACCACCUCAUCCAGCGCCUUGUAGGGCAGGGCGUACUUCUUGUUGAGCAGCACCGUGAUGAAAUAGCUCGUCGUGCCGUACCUGACACAACACGCACACACACGCAAAAAAGCCAUCCAUCAGUCCCUAUGCGUCAAAUGAACUGCCUACCAUGGCCUCAUGCGGCACAAGAGUGUGAGGGCAGCGGCAGAGUGGAUGACGGGCAUCGUCACCUUGGCCAAAAUGCUCCCAACUAUCACCGCCUCGCGAAGUGUGCAGUUCUACACCACCGAGUAAACAGACAUAAAGGAUGGUGUGACUGGGUGGCCGGCGCCUGUGCCACUUGCUUUGCCGGCGCUUGUGCUUACGUCCUGUGCGAGCGGCAACAAGAUGCCCUUGAACCACGCUGCUGGCUUGAACACAGCCUGCACAACACACAGACACACAGCAAGCCAGGAAUGCGACGAGAUUCGCUUAUCCCCUUCCCUCUCUGGUACAUUUGGCAUUUGUGACCUUUUUGAGCGCCUCGUAGUAGUGGAAGUUGAGUCGCCUGUUGGCCUGUAUGUCCUCCCUGACGGCCGGCAGCAGCACCAGGUUGUAGAAGCGCUGGGCCAUGGCCGGCGUCAUGUUGGAGGCGAAGAUCUUGGUGGCGGCGAACAUGGCGCUGGGCGACCAGUUGACGGGGUCCGUCAGGUAGAUGAACUCCUCCCACGCCUUGAGACGAGGUAUCACCUUGAACGCCUUCGGAAGCUUCCCAGACUUGUACUGGCUCAUCCACUUGCCGAUCGCCGUGUAGACCUCCACGGCCUUGGGCGGGAUGCCAGAGGGGGUCUCCAUCAACGCAGCCGCAUUCAUCAUCGUCCCUUCCGGCGGUGCCGGCCUGUCUUUGUUGGCAGCCGGAUCGUCGACAGCAUGGCCGAAUCGCUCGAUCUCCUUCUCCCUGAUCUUCUGCAAGAUGAGCUCUGCUAGGGUGCGUGGCUCAGUGUCGGUGUCAUCGCGUCCAGGUGCGGGGAGGAACACCUGCAUGGCCCGCUCCUCCUCCUCGGUGACGGCAUCGCCCAUCACGUAGCCGUCCGCAUCGCGGGCCACCGAUGCCGUGUCGUCGAACCUGACCUCACUGGCUCCUUUGAUGCGUGGCUGCUGCUUCUCCCUCUCCUUCUGCUUGAGCUUCUGCAGCGUCUGCUCCAGCCGCCGCACCCGCGCCCUCUUGCCUUUGGACAGGCUCUCCCUGUCGACGCCAGCUGAUGCAGCAGCAGCAGCAGCGGGGGCGUCUUCCUCUUGGUCGCCCGCAUCCGCCAUGUCCGCCUCGUCGUCGUCCUCAUCGACCCAUUCAUCCUCCCCAUCUUGCUCGUCCUCGUCGUCCUUCUGCUCACGGGCUAUCUUGAGGAGCUUGUCCGACAGCUUGACGGGCACAUCUUCCUCCUGCUCAGGCGCCUGUCGCUGGUGCCUCUUGCUGGCCUUGUCGCGGGGCUGGACGCGCAGAUGGCGGGUGGACUCGUCCUGGAGAAGGUCCGAGUGGAGGGGAUUGUGACGCAGGGACGCAUUCACGCGCUUCUUGUUCUCUGCCUUCGGCCUGACACGCAAGCACGGAAAACCAUCAAAAUCAUGAGUUUCUUCAUGCGGAUCCUCCCUCUACAUCUGUUCCACCUGCUGUGCUUACAUUGUCAGAGCAGUUCG